AUGGCCGUCCCUCGAUCUAAUGGCUCGACGCCGCCCGAGGCCAUCCAGUACGCCUACAUGUUCGAAUCGGACAGGAGCCCGACCAAGCAGUUUGAUGCGCUACUAAGAGCAAUCGCGCGCUUUAUCGUAGCUGAGCUUGGUGACAAAAACGAUACACAUCUCACCCCCAAGAAACUCGCUGCGUUUUACAAAGCCGUCGGCGGUGACUAUGAUUCCUUAUUCCUUGAGACGCCUCACUCGACCAUCUCCUACAUGUGGCAUGUGACUGGCUGCCAGCAUAGUUUGCAACCCACCGAGAAUGACUACGACCCGCCUUCUAUUCCGGCUCUGACACCUCGAGGCUUCUCCCGAUGGGAAGCGGUAGAGGUCCUUCUCGGGCCUGAAGAGCAUGUCCCCUUUCUCCAGUAUGCUGUCAAACAUUGGGACCUAAGACACCCCGAGACGGGCCAAGUCUUCCCGCCUGAUCUACCCGCCAGCGUCUUUCCCUCACAGCCAGAUCAGGAAGUUGACCGCUGGCACAAGAGUUGCGCCGAUCAGAUGCGUGACGAUGCGACCAGGGAGGAAGAGAAAGCAAGCAUGCCUAGCUCCAGUUCUGCACCGAAGCCCGAACCGUCUCCGGAACCUGCCGCACCAAGGUUUGCCUACUUUCACCCACCGGAUCCUUUUCAUCCAGCAAACCGUUUCUAUCCAUCGGAUCCGUUCCGCGCGACCUCUCCCCCUCGACCGAGAGCUGCUGAUCCGAAUCAGUCCGAAAGGUUUUAUUACGUCCAUGUUGGCGAUAGAUAUGGGGCUAAUUUUGGCCAAAGGCCUCCUGUGCGUUCUCCGGAAAGGCCUCGCCGCCAGAGACCUGCCGAUGACGCCGGAAGGCGUCGAAGUCUCUCCGACUAUGCUUCCAACCGCCAGCCAAACCCCGACUCCAUCCGCCACAGCUAUUCCGGCACGUACCUCAACCCAGAUUCCACGCGAACGACACCCAGUCGACCUUCACAGGGUCGCCGGCAUAGCCACUUGCCGCGUACAUCUGACUCGUCAGAUGAUGAAUCUGAAGACAACACCAUGCACAUGAGGGCUAGACGGCGACAACGAACCGUCUCUCCACAUUCAGGCAUUCGCAGGGUCGUCCCGCCGUCAUCAGGUCCUCCACCGCCGUCGGCGGGGUCCAGUGUCCCUUCUUUCCGGACCCAUCGAAGCGACAGUCGAGCUGAGGAAGCGAGAAGAAGAGGUAGUCCCCUCGGCUCCCUCAGAGAAAAGUUUACCGAAACCGUUUCCAACAUUUUCCCAGGUAACCAAAGCCGAGGUAGCUCAAGACAGAGCUCCGUCAACAACCCCAUCCGCGUGCGUAGGAGUCGCGAGAGCAUACCUCCAUCACGCCUAAAUCAGAAUCAUUCAGAUCUUUCCGAUUGCGUAUCAGAAGGAUCCAGCGAAGAGGAAAUCCGCCAUCGCCACAGAUUACGCCAGCAGCGAGAACGCUCAUACCGCGCUGACGACCAAGAUAGAGAGCGGCAGCAUCUGCACCGAACAGAUUCACAACGCCGGGCUAGCAGCCACACCGACACCGAUAGACGGCGGGACGCAGGAUGGGAUGUGCGAGAUAGAGAUCAUAUUAGGGGAGAAAGAAAAUGGGAUAGACGAUCCAUGGAAGAUGACAUACCAAGUUCAGGCAUACCGAGUAGGCGAUACCAGGAGUCGACUUACACUUGA
Molecule: messenger RNA, 1701 nt
Organism: Trichoderma asperellum CBS 433.97
Lineage: Eukaryota; Fungi; Ascomycota; Sordariomycetes; Hypocreales; Hypocreaceae
Source: RefSeq, a predicted model, not a curated record